AUGGCUGACUUAUACUCUGGGCCAGGCCAGGACAGGAAGAGGAAGGCUUCUGGCAUUUGUGUAUGGGCCAGUAUUGAUGCAAGCACUGCAGGAGCCCUGACUCCACAGCAUGUUUGAGCUCAUUCCUCUCCAGCUUCUCUGCAGUUGGGAGCUGUUUGUUCAUGGACACUGAACCCCACCAGAGUAGUCUGUGGCCCAGCAGCCACACCCACAGCUCAGUAUCGGAAGUCUUUCGAGAUACCUGAUGAUGUACCUCUGCCAGCAGACUGGGAGAUAGCAAAGACAUCUUCUGGUCAGAGAUACUUCUUAAAUCAUAUUGAUCAGACAAGAACGUGGCAGGACCCCAGGAAGGCCAUGUUCUUUCAGAUGAAUGUUACAGCCCUCACCAGUCCUUCAGUGCAGCAGAAUAUGAUAAACUCAGCUAAAGCCAUUAACGAGAGAAUCAGUCAGAGUGCUCCAGUGAAACAGCCACCACCCCUGGCUCCCCACAGCCCACAAGGAGGCGUCAUGGAUAUUGGCAACCUCAACCAGCAGCAACAGAUUCCACUGCAGCAAUUGCAGAUGGAGAAAGAGAAAGUGCAACUGAAAUAGCAAGAACUACCUUGGCAGGAGUUAGUGUUCUGUAGCCAGUUACCAACACUGGAGCAGAAUGGUGGGACUCAAAAUCCAGUAACUUCCCCUGAGAUGUCUCAGGAAUUGAGAACAAUGAUGACCAAUAGCUCAGAUGCCUUUCUUAACAGUGGCACCUAUCACUGUCAAAACAAGAGUACAGACAGUGGACUAAGCAUGAGCAGUUACAGUGUCCCUGACAUCCCCAAUGACUUCCUGAACAGCAUUGAUGAGAUGGAUACAGGUAAUACUAUCAAACAGAGAACUCUGCCCUCACAACAGAACCAUUUCCCAAACUACCUCGAAGCCAUUAGUGGUACAAAUGAGGACCUUGGAACACUGGAAGGAGAUGGAAUGAACAUAGGAGAGGAGUUGAUGCCAAGUCUGCAGGAAGCUUUGUGUUCUGACAUCCUUAAUGACAUGGAAUCUGUUUUGGCUCCUACAAAGCUAGAUAAAGAAAGCUUUCUUACAUAG
Messenger RNA from Mandrillus leucophaeus (drill), 1083 nucleotides. Its product is annotated as transcriptional coactivator YAP1-like. Gene Ontology annotation, cellular component: cytoplasm; nucleus. Gene Ontology annotation, biological process: positive regulation of transcription by RNA polymerase II; hippo signaling. Lineage: Eukaryota; Metazoa; Chordata; Mammalia; Primates; Cercopithecidae. Gene Ontology annotation, molecular function: transcription coactivator activity; transcription corepressor activity; protein binding. The record is from RefSeq and is a predicted model, not a curated record.